AUGUCAGCCGAACUCACAGAAAAAGAAAAGAAUGCCUUGAUACGAGAGCAGCAGGAGGCAGAGUCGAAGAAAAGGGCUUAUAGAGAAAGAAAGCAGGAGGCCAGGGACAUUGCUAAGAAGAACCAGGUCAAGUUCGAAAACCAGAACCAAGGGCCUGACUACGAUGUUGCCGAAAUGCCCAGAAAGAGAUUCUACAGACAAAGAGCACACUCCAAUCCUUUCUCAGACCACAGUUUAGAGUACCCAAGGGACCCUGAUUCCAUGGACUGGAAGAAGUUGUACCCUCAUUACUACGAUGAAGAAACACAGAAGAUGACCAAGAAUGUGGAGAUUGCCGAUAUUGGCUGUGGAUACGGUGGGCUCCUUAUAACGUUGGCGAGAGAGUUUCCAGAAGUUUUGAGUUUGGGCAUGGAGAUUAGAGUGCAAGUGACGCAAUAUGUUGAAGAUAGAAUCAUCGCUUUGAGAGAGAACAACCAGGCCAAUAACGAGUACCAGAAUUGUGCUGUCUUGAGAGGCAAUGCCAUGAAAUUUAUUCCUAAUUUCUUUCACAAAGGACAGUUGCUGAAGAUGUUCUUCUGCUUUCCCGAUCCACACUUUAAGCAGAGAAAGCACAAGGCCAGAAUCAUCACGAAUACGCUUCUCACGGAGUACGCCUAUGUGUUGAGAGAAGGAGGCAUUGUCUACACAAUCACCGAUGUCAAGGAUUUGCACGAAUGGAUGGUGAAGCAUUUGGAGGAGCAUCCAAUGUUCGAGAGAAAGACCAAAGAAUGGGAAGAACAAGACAAAUGUGCACAAUUGAUGUGGAACCUGACGGAAGAAGGCCAGAAGGUGACGAGAAACCAGGGAGACAAGUACAUAGCAUGUUUUGAGAGAUUGCCUACGCCCGAGGAUUGCGACUAA
This is a messenger RNA of Candidozyma duobushaemuli, 900 nucleotides long. RefSeq names its product tRNA (guanine46-N7)-methyltransferase. The coding region runs from base 1 to 900 and encodes 299 amino acids. Gene Ontology annotation, molecular function: tRNA (guanine(46)-N7)-methyltransferase activity. Lineage: Eukaryota; Fungi; Ascomycota; Pichiomycetes; Serinales; Metschnikowiaceae. Gene Ontology annotation, cellular component: tRNA methyltransferase complex. The record is from RefSeq and is a predicted model, not a curated record. Gene Ontology annotation, biological process: RNA (guanine-N7)-methylation; tRNA methylation. The transcript has a single exon.